Messenger RNA from Dothidotthia symphoricarpi CBS 119687, 576 nucleotides. RefSeq lists its product as uncharacterized. Bases 1 to 576 code for a protein of 191 amino acids. The transcript has a single exon. The record is from RefSeq and is a predicted model, not a curated record. NCBI's taxonomy places the organism in Eukaryota, Fungi, Ascomycota, Dothideomycetes, Pleosporales, Dothidotthiaceae.
AUGCGUUCUAUCAGCGUCCUCCUCGCCCUCCUCUUCGCUUUCGCCACAACCUCGUACGCUUUCCCCAGCCCCAACUCGAAUCUCCCUACCCUCCUCUAUCCGCGCAAACACGGCAACAACAACAAUAGCACCGCCUCCACCGGACGCGCCCUCAAGAAACAAUGCAACAAAAUCAGCAAGCUUACCAAGCUCACCUCUCUCGCUUCCAACCAAACCAAGAUCGACCAGCUAGUCGCCCAAGGAAGAAUGACCACCGCCGAUGUCACCAAACUCCAAGCCAAAGCCGCAAAUGCCACAAUCACUCUGCAAUCCCUGGAAUCUAACUCGACCCUUGUCGCUGAAUGCAACGCCGUAAGUGCGCACCAGAAGGACGUCAAACAGUGCAAUCAACUACAGCGUCUUACGAGUCUCGUUGCGCUGGCGGGCAACCAAACAAUUCUGGAUGAGCUUGCUACCAAGAAAGGGGUGAAUGAGACGAGGCUUGAGGAAAAGCUUGCCAAAGCGGAGACCAAGCUGAAGGAGAUGGAGACGAAUACUACUCUGACGGAUUUCUGUGCGCAGAGGAAGGCUCAGUAG